Molecule: messenger RNA, 354 nt
Organism: Parnassius apollo (apollo)
Lineage: Eukaryota; Metazoa; Arthropoda; Insecta; Lepidoptera; Papilionidae
Source: the annotation of a GenBank genome assembly
AUGUUGUCACUGGAAGGUAAAUCUUACUGUGCCAGUGCGUUCCUGGACAUAUCUCAAGCAUUUGACCACGUGUGGAAUGAGGGAUUGUUAUUCAAAUUGAAAAAUGCACUACCUGAUCACCUUUACUGGAUAUUAAAAUCAUUUCUCCAGCAGCGCCAUUUCAUAGUACAACAAGGGGAAGCUCUGUCAGAUAUCUGCCCUAUAAAAGCAGGAGUUCCGCAGGGCAGCAUACUGGGUCCCAUACUCUACUUACUUGUCACUGCGGACCUGCUGACAUCUGAAUCCUUAAUCACUGGAACCUUUGCUGACGACACCGCUAUACUGGCUACUCAUAGCGACCCAAAAAUAGCCUAA